Molecule: messenger RNA, 3024 nt
Organism: Scheffersomyces amazonensis
Lineage: Eukaryota; Fungi; Ascomycota; Pichiomycetes; Serinales; Debaryomycetaceae
Gene: KGD1
Product: alpha-ketoglutarate dehydrogenase
Exons: 1
Coding region: 1-3024 (1007 amino acids)
Biological process (GO): tricarboxylic acid cycle
Cellular component (GO): mitochondrion; oxoglutarate dehydrogenase complex
Molecular function (GO): oxoglutarate dehydrogenase (succinyl-transferring) activity; thiamine pyrophosphate binding
Source: RefSeq, a predicted model, not a curated record
AUGCUUAGAGCUUUAAGAAGUGCAACCCCUCGCACUCAAUUAUUAAGAAAAGUUCAAUUAAAUGUACAACCAAAUCUUUUAAGACAAUGUCGUCGUAGUUUAGCAACUGGAUCAGACACUUUUUUACAAGGUAAUAAUUCAAAUUAUGUUGAUGAAAUGUAUGAAGCUUGGAGACAAGAUCCUUCAAGUGUUCAUGUUUCAUGGAAUGCAUAUUUUAAAAAUAUUGAAUCUAAUAAUAUUCCACCAUCUCAAGCUUUUCAAGCUCCUCCAACCAUUGUACCAACAGUUACUGGAGGUACUGCUGGAUUUUUCAGUCCUGGUCAAAGUUCUAAUAUUUCUGAAGAUGUUGUAACUCAUUUAAAAGUUCAAUUAUUAGUUAGAGCUUAUCAAGUUAGAGGUCAUCAAAAGGCAAAAAUUGAUCCUUUAGGAAUUUCAUUUGGUGAAAAUAUUGAUAUUCCAAAAGAAUUAACUUUAGAUCAUUAUGGAUUUACUGAAGCUGAUUUAAAUAAACAAAUUACUUUAGGUCCAGGAAUUUUACCAAGAUUUGCUGAUAGUGGUAAAAAGACUUUAUCAUUAAAAGAAAUUGUUGAAAAUUGUGAAAAAUUAUAUUGUCAAUCUUAUGGUAUAGAAUAUGUUCAUAUUCCUUCAAAAGAACAAUGUGAUUGGUUAAGAGAAAGAAUUGAAAUUCCUCAACCAUUUAAAUAUUCAACUGAUCAAAAGAGACAAAUUUUAGAUAGAUUAAUUUGGUCAUGUUCUUUUGAAUCAUUUUUAGCUACUAAAUUUCCAAAUGAUAAAAGAUUUGGUUUAGAAGGUGCUGAAGCUGUUGUUCCAGGUAUGAAAGCUUUAAUUGAUACAUCAGUUGAAUAUGGUGUUGAAGAUAUUGUUAUUGGUAUGCCACAUAGAGGUAGAUUAAAUAUGUUAUCAAAUGUGGUUAGAAAACCCAAUGAAUCAAUUUUUUCUGAAUUUACUGGUUCAAAAGAAUUUGAUGAAGGUUCAGGAGAUGUUAAAUAUCAUUUAGGUAUGAAUUAUGCUAGACCAACUACUUCUGGUAAACAUGUUAAUUUAUCUAUUGUUGCUAAUCCAUCCCAUUUAGAAGCUGAAGAUGGAGUUGUUUUAGGUAAAACAAGAGCUAUUCAACAAUAUAAACAAGAUGUUGGAGAAUAUAAAAAGGCUAUGCCAAUUUUAUUACAUGGUGAUGCAGCAUUUGCUGGUCAAGGUGUAGUUUAUGAAACUAUGGGAUUUGCUAAUUUACCAGCUUAUUCAACUGGUGGUACUAUUCAUAUUAUUGUUAAUAAUCAAAUUGGUUUUACAACUGAUCCAAGAUUUGCUAGAUCAACUUUAUAUCCAUCUGAUAUAGCUAAAGCAUCAAAUUCUCCAAUUUUCCAUGUUAAUGCUGAUGAUGUUGAAGCAUGUAUUUUUGUAUUUAAUUUAGCUGCCGAAUGGAGAUCAACUUUCCAUUCUGAUGUUAUUAUUGAUGUUGUUGGUUAUAGAAAGCAUGGUCAUAAUGAAACUGAUCAACCAGCUUUUACUCAACCUUUAAUGUAUAAAAAAAUUGCUGAAAAGAAAUCAGUAUUAGAAUAUUAUACUCAUCAAUUAGAACAAGAAGGUACUUUUACAAAGGAAGAUAUUGAUGAACAUAAAAAAUGGGUGUGGAAUACUUUAGAAGAAUCAUUUUCUAAAUCAAAAGAUUAUCAAUCAACUUCAAGAGAAUGGUUAACAACUCCUUGGGAAGAUUUUAAAUCUCCAAAAGAAUUAGCUACUGAAGUUUUACCUCAUUUACCAACUGCUGUUGAUGAAGAAAUUUUAAAGAAGAUUGGUUCUGCAAUUUCUGAAGCUCCAAAAGGAUUUGAAAUUCAUAGAAAUUUAAAGAGAAUUUUAAAUACUAGAAAGAAAACUGUUGAAACUGGUGAAGGAAUUGAUUGGGCUACUGGUGAAGCUUUAGCCUUUGGAUCUUUAGCAUUAGAAGGUUAUCAUGUUAGAAUUUCUGGUCAAGAUGUUGAAAGAGGUACAUUUUCUCAACGUCAUGCUGUUUUACAUGAUCAAACUUCUGAACAAACUUAUACUCCAUUAAAACAUUUAUCAGAAAAUCAAGGAAUUUUUGAUAUUUCUAAUUCUUCAUUAUCUGAAUAUGGUGUUUUAGGUUUUGAAUAUGGUUAUUCUUUAACAUCUCCUGAUGCUUUAGUUCAAUGGGAAGCUCAAUUUGGUGAUUUUGCUAAUACUGGUCAAGUUGUUAUUGAUCAAUUUAUUGCUGGUGCUGAAUCUAAAUGGAAACAAAGAUCUGGUUUAGUAUUAUCUUUACCUCAUGGUUAUGAUGGUCAAGGUCCAGAACAUUCAUCGGGUAGAAUUGAAAGAUAUUUACAAAUGUGUAAUGAAGAUCAAAGAUAUUUCCCAGCUCCUGAAAAAUUAGAAAGACAACAUCAAGAUGCCAAUAUGCAAAUUGCUUAUCCAACAACUCCAUCUAAUAUUUUCCAUUUAUUGAGAAGACAAAUGCAUAGACAAUUUAGAAAACCUUUAGUAUUAUUCUUUUCUAAAUCUUUAUUAAGACAUCCAUUAGCUAGAUCAAGUUUAAGUGAAUUUACUGGAGAAUCACAUUUCCAAUGGAUUAUUGAUGAUGUUGAAUUAGGUAAAUCAAUUCAUGGUAAAGAAGGAAUUAAAAGAUUAGUAUUUUCAACUGGUCAAGUUUAUGCUGCUUUACAUAAAAAGAGAGCUACAAUUGAAGAUAAAGAUACUGCAUUAAUUAGAGUUGAACAAUUACAUCCAUUCCCAUUUGCUCAAUUAAGAGAUUUAAUUGAUUCUUAUCCAAAUGUUGAAGAUUUAGUUUGGUGUCAAGAAGAACCAUUAAAUAUGGGUGCUUAUUCUUUUGUUGCUCCAAGAUUUGCUACUACUUUGAAAGAAACUACUACUCAAACUAAUUCUUCUAUUAGAUAUGCUGGUAGAGAUCCUUCUGCUUCUGUUGCUGCUGGUUCUAAGGCUAUGCAUAUUGCUGAAGAAGACUCUUUCUUGAAUGAAGUCUAUCAAAUUUAA